Colletotrichum chrysophilum is the source of this 1563-nucleotide messenger RNA. RefSeq lists its product as uncharacterized. The transcript has 6 exons. NCBI's taxonomy places the organism in Eukaryota, Fungi, Ascomycota, Sordariomycetes, Glomerellales, Glomerellaceae. Gene Ontology annotation, cellular component: membrane. The record is from RefSeq and is a predicted model, not a curated record. Gene Ontology annotation, biological process: transmembrane transport. The coding region runs from base 1 to 1563 and encodes 520 amino acids. Gene Ontology annotation, molecular function: transmembrane transporter activity.
AUGGCAGCAAACGGUAACCAGGACAUCAAGUCUCCCGUGCCCGGCGAAAUGUCGGCGUUCACUGGAGACGAUGGAGAUGCCGCUUCCAUCCAGCUCAAGGAGACCCAAGAACCAAACCGCAUGGCAGAGGCUCAGGCCAUGAGCGAAGAGGAGAUAGCCGAAGUUGAGAAGAAGCUGAAACGGAAGCUUGAUUUUCGUCUUCUCACUGUCGUAUGGAUCAUCUUCAUCUUGAACUAUCUCGAUAGAAAAAACAUUGCCGCAGCCAAAGUCGCUGGUAUCAAAGACAGUCUGAGACUUGACGACACUCAGUACGAGACGGCGGUUUCGAUCUUGUUCGUCGGUUACAUCCUCAUGCAAAUCCCCUCGAACAUCUACCUUACCCAGAUUCGACCAUCUCUUUUCAUUCCCGCUUGUGUCGUUGUGUGGGGUGGCAUGUCCGCAGCUACGGGUGCGGUCACUAAUCUCUCAGGACUUUAUGCUAUUCGUUUCUUCUUGGGAAUCGUCGAGGCAGCCUUUCUCCCUGGUGCGCUGUUCUUGAUCUCAUCAUGGUAUAAGAGAGAUGAAAUGGGCUUCCGCGGAGCUAUCUUGUUCUCCGGCAGUCAACUGGGGAGUGCCUUCUCCGGUCUGAUUGGUGCGGGAAUUCAACACUCUCUCGACGGCGCCAAAGGUCUCGAAUCAUGGCGAUGGCUGUUCAUCAUUGAGGGGUGCAUCACCAUCUUCGUUGGUGUCUUCGCCAUCUGGCUGCUCCCGGAUUGGCCGUCAACCACAUUCUGGCUGACUCCCAAGGAGCGCGCUGUUGCUGAGUGGCGUCUAGUCAAAGACGCUGGACAGGUUGAUGAAGACGAUGAGCCAUGGUCGUACGGCUUCAAGCUUGCCCUGAUGGAUUGGAGAGUUUACCUCUUUACCUUCCUUUUUAUCUGCAUCCAGGUCUGCUCUGCGGUUGGAAACUUCUUCCCCGAUAUCGUCGACACUCUUGGGUAUGGUCGCGUCAAGACUCUUCUUCUGACUGCGCCGCCCUACCUUGUUUCUCUCUGCGUCUCCAUCGCCAACAACUACUCGGCCGACCGAACUCACAAUGCAAGCUUUCACAUCAUUUGGCCGAUGUGCAUCGCUAUCAUGGGAUACAUCAUCGCUGCCACAACUUUGAGCACGGCACCCAGAUACUUUUCCAUGUUUUGCAUGACCAUUGGCGCAUACGGUACGAACGCAGUGUUGUUGGCUUGGGUACAGAAGACCAUGAUAAGACCACGCAUCAAGCGCGCUUCUGCCGUAGCUAUCGUCAAUGCUCUUGCCAACACCAGUCAAGUCUGGACUUCUUAUCUCUACCCAGACUACGAUGCGCCUCAUCACGUACUGGCCAUGAGUGUCAACGCUAGCGGCGCUUUCCUCGCUAUAUGCACAGCCCUUGUCUUGCGGUUCAUUCUCCUUCGAUACAACAAGCAGCUCGCAAGCGGCCAGAAGACAGUCGCCCAGGUCAUGAAAGGAGAGGCAGUCAAGGCCAUUUCAGGUGUGACAUCGGAGGAGAAUGAGAGAAGAAGGGAGGCGUUCCGAUUUGAUGCGUAA